This is a messenger RNA of Ambispora leptoticha, 835 nucleotides long. The record is from the annotation of a GenBank genome assembly. Lineage: Eukaryota; Fungi; Glomeromycota; Glomeromycetes; Archaeosporales; Ambisporaceae.
AAGAGAACCUGGAAAGUUUAAAAGCCUACCUGAUCCCCAGGUUCCAGAAGACAUCUUACAAGAAUAUUUUAUUAGCGAAUGCAAAACAUUCCAACCCGACUUUGUAUUCAUUGCAAAAGGGGAUCCUCUAAAUGCAUUACAUAUCGCCAUUGGCGAAAUAAGAAAACGGUCAGGAGUUGAUUUUGCAAAUGCCAAUGUAGGACAUGUAGUGUCAUUUGGUGAAAAGGUACUCCAACUUCAGCCAAGGAGAGCCAAUGUAUACAUGGUGUUGACAGAUUGCAGAGUUAUUUGUAUCUACAAGCCAAGGGUACCCCUUCAAAGAGGGUGGAAAUACCUUGUGACCAUUACGGAAUGCUCUAAGAAACAGCUUGGAUGGAUCGAUCCAUCUCUCUCCUUCGGUUUAGAAACUGUAAGACUAAUUCAACCGAUCAGUGCAGAAAGGACUAACAUCGGAAAAAAGCGCACUGGAAGCUUUUUUGAGUUUGAAUUCACCUCAUCUUCAGACCCUCCUCCUUAUUGUGAGAAAGUAAAUAAUCUGCGAAAAGGGGAUAUCAGAAACAUCAUCAACACCCUCAAGGCCGUCCAUUUAAAAUACAAGCUUGUACACAUGGAUCUUCGAAAAUACAACUUUCUUCGUAAUGAUAAUGGAGACAUCGUGAUUAUUGAUUGGGGAUAUAGCGUAAUGGGAGACCAAACUGGGAAUUUUGCAGGUGCACUUGAAUGCAUGCCUGAUGAUGUCUUGACAUCAUUGGUCAACGGGGAACAACCAUCUUACAGUACCUGUCAAAAGUAUCCCCCCAAUAAUUUCCAAACAAUCACAUGCAUGACACUAUAA